Rhagoletis zephyria (snowberry fruit fly) is the source of this 2697-nucleotide messenger RNA. RefSeq lists its product as uncharacterized. Gene Ontology annotation, biological process: G protein-coupled receptor internalization; signal transduction. Lineage: Eukaryota; Metazoa; Arthropoda; Insecta; Diptera; Tephritidae. Gene Ontology annotation, molecular function: G protein-coupled receptor binding. Gene Ontology annotation, cellular component: cytoplasm. The record is from RefSeq and is a predicted model, not a curated record.
GAGACAGCACCAUUACAAAUUAUGUGACCAGGGCACCGGUUGUCAAGUCAUAGAUUAUGCUGACGACAUAGCAAUCGCAGCAACGGGCAAACAUCUGCAAGUCCUGAGUGAAUUAUUGCAAAAUGCACUCAGUCUUGUAAACGUCUGGUUCAAGGAAUGUGGACUUAGCGUCAAUCCUACCAAGCCCGAGAGGGAUAAUAGAUGCGCCCACAAAGACGAAUUCGGCACACAGCGUGUCUACAAGAAGACCUCACCAAAUUGUGUGCUUACCCUGUAUUUACCAUCACGUGAGAUUACACUCUCCGGCAAUAAUCCAGCUAUACUACGUGGAAUAAUCUAUGUGGAUCCAAAAGCGAUACAAGGUUACCGAGUUUAUGCACAGUUAACUUUGACAUUUCGCUAUGGCCGCGAGGAUGAAGAAGUGAUGGGUUUACGUUUCUGCAAUGAGGCCAUCAUGUCGCUGCAUCAAGUUUGGCCCAGGAAUGAAGAGCCGGCGCUUGAGUCGCUUAGUCCACUGCAGGAAGCCUUAGUGAAACGUCUGGGCGAUGGUGCGCACCCAUUCACGCUCACCUUAACGCCACAAGCGCCACCCAGCGUACAAUUAGUGCCGGCAAAACGCUACUAUGGCGCACCAAUCGGCACCAGCUACGAUGUGCGCUGUUUCAUAGCCGACAAAACGGAUGAGAAAUUCCACAGACGCGCCUCGGUUAAAAUGGGCGUACGCGUCAUCUAUCGCACCGAUGUGUAUAAUCAUGGCAAUGGUCCGGAGAAUUUUGCUGCACUCAUCAAUAGUCAGGGCGCCUCACCGCCUCUAACCGCUGCUCUAACCUCACCGCCAGCCGCACUCACUAAUACUGGCUUACCCUUGGUGCACACACAAAAUGGCAACACUACACCUGCCUUGUCGUCGGCACUGGGUGGCAGUUGUAGCGCCGAUAGUAAUGCCAGUUUUGAUGGUAGCGGUAGUGGUGGUGGUGGUGGUGGUGGCGGUGGCGGUGUUGCGGUUCUUGCAUCCACCAACGCUGGCAGCGAUCGCGUAACACCAACACAGCCAACUACACAGAGUCAUGCCAAGCCAAAGAAGUCGGAGCGCGGUGAUUCGUUUCCUAAGUUGCGUCUCUCGCCGAAAUCGUUUCGCUUCAGCGGUCGCUUUGGACGCAGUAAAAGCGAAAUUGAGAAAUGUCCCAAUGAUCCGUUCUACAACUAUAGUAAAUCAUUUCAGGAGUACGAUUGCACUGCUGUGGGCAAUGUAGCCGCACCACUUUCUGCCUCGCCUGGUGGCGUCGGUUGCGCAUUUGGCGGUGUGAUUGGCGGUAAUGCGGCUACUGCCAUGGCUGGUGCGCUUAGCGGCGGCGGUGGACCACAGGGUGCGGUGGACAAACCAUUUUUGCUGCAGGAUGGACGUGUCGGCUUGCGAGCGAGUCUCGAUAAGGCUUGGUAUACACAUGGCGAGGAUGUCUGUGUGACGGUGAAUAUAAAGAAUGAUAGCCGCAAGACAGUGCGAAAAGUACGGGUCUGCGCCAUCCAACACGUCGACGUCUGCAUGUUCAACAAUGGCAAAUUUAAAAAUAUCGUCGCUGACUCCGACACCCAUUCGCCCGUGGAUCGCACUGUUGCGCCCGGUAGCACGCUAAACACCACAGUUAUACUCAAGCCACAACGUGGACAAACCAAGAAUUGGAUUGCGCUCGAAGAUACACUACAGCGUAGUACCGAACCCGAGGAGAUACAUGGCGUCAUAGCCGCUUCAGCGAUACGUUCGCCGAAUUUAAUACUCGCACCCGGGCAGGCGAUUAAUCCUUGUCCCAGUCCCGCUGUGGGCAUACCACAACCCACAGGCUACCAUGGACAUGGCGUGUCCGGCAAUGUGGGCGACGAUCGCAACGUCUUCGCUAUUUAUGUUUCCUACUAUGUAAAAGUAAAGCUAACCUUGAGCGGCAUGGGUGGUGAACUAUCGCUGAAGUUACCCUUCGUAUUGGUGCACGUAGAGGAGCCGAAAGUGGAGCACAAGGUUGAGCGGCUGGCGCUGGAUGAUGUGCCGGCGGGUAAGAAAAACGGCGGUAAAGUGAAAAGUGGCAUCGGCGCGACACCGACGGGCAUAGCAGGCUCACGCAAGGAUGGAAAUGGACGGGUGAGUGCGCAUGCGCAACAGCUCGAUCGCAUCGAGUCGGUGGAUGACGAGCUGCGUUUGCCAAUACCGGAGGCAGUCACACCAAGCGCUGCGCCAAGUGGCAGCAACAAACGAAAGCUGGUGCGCAGUGAAACUUUGGCUAAAGAUUUGGAUGAGGAAAUAGAAGAGCAGGCUGAAAUGGAAGCAAGAAAGUCUACAAUUUCCACAGAGGAGAGUGUGACAAAAGAAGGCGAUGGAGAGCUGGAACAGGUGCAUGUGGUGCAAAUACACACGCACGGUGCGGUUGCUAAAGAAACGAAGGUGGUGGAGUGUAAGCAGCAGGAGCAGGUGGAAUCAAAGGUGAAAGAAGAUGUAAAGCCACUAGAUGCAGAGGAGGUACAACAGCAGUUACAAGUUGAGCCCAAAAAUGAAGAAGCGAUUAUUGAAGUAGCGUCAAAGAUGGAGCUGAAUUCGAAAUUGGUAGAGGAAACGCCUAACGUCGAUGACCGUAAAACUGCUCAUAUGACCAAUGUGUGAUUCUCAUUUCUACGCGGCAUGUUUCACAAGAAACGACACACGAAGUAGGU